This is a messenger RNA of Octopus sinensis (East Asian common octopus), 11659 nucleotides long. RefSeq names its product E3 ubiquitin-protein ligase HECTD1. Gene Ontology annotation, biological process: anatomical structure development; proteasome-mediated ubiquitin-dependent protein catabolic process; protein K63-linked ubiquitination. Gene Ontology annotation, molecular function: metal ion binding; protein binding; ubiquitin protein ligase activity. The transcript has 46 exons. The record is from RefSeq and is a predicted model, not a curated record. Lineage: Eukaryota; Metazoa; Mollusca; Cephalopoda; Octopoda; Octopodidae. Gene Ontology annotation, cellular component: nuclear speck. Bases 505 to 8103 code for a protein of 2532 amino acids.
UACAAACACGCAAACAUAAAUGUUUGUGUAUAUAGCCUGAGAUAGACACAUAUAUUUACUCAUACACACGUGCACGAACAUUAAAUAGAAUAUGCACACAUUUCUCCGUAGAUACACAUACAUGAAUACAUAAUAAAUAUUAUUCACUCAGUAGCUUUGUACAGUGUACAGGCAGUUAAUAAUGCCAUGAUAAUUGAUGUUUCUACAGUAUGUCUUUGACUCUUUGAGAAAGUUGAAAUAUAUCAAUGUGUGAUCAAGAACAGGCUAGUUUUGUGGGAUUAUUUCUCCGUUUUAAAUCCUGGAGUUUAUCAUAUUGGAAGAUCAAUUAAAAGUUAAAAGAAAAUAAUUUUUUAAAAAAAAAGCAAAAAUUAUAAAAUUAAAACAAAAAGAAAGAAAGGAAAAGGAGAAAAGAGAGAAAAGGGUACCGUUUUAAACUUCUGCUCCACUAUUUGCUAUUUAAUAACCUUGUGCAAAUAUUGUUGUUGCUGCGUGAGAGUCAGCAAGAUGGCGGACGUCGAUCCAGAAACACUUCUGGAAUGGCUUCAAAUGGGACAGCAGGGCGACGAAAGGGACAUGCAACUUAUAGCCCUCGAACAACUAUGCAUGUUACUACUUAUGUCCGAUAACGUGGAUAGAUGUUUCGAAAGUUGUCCACCAAGAACCUUCCUGCCAGCACUUUGUAAAAUUUUUCUUGAUGAACGUGCUCCUGAUAAUGUUCUUGAAGUCACCGCACGUGCCAUUACAUACUACUUGGAUGUGUCAGCAGAAUGCACUCGUCGCAUUGUUGCUGUCGAGGGUGCCAUUAAGGCCCUCUGUAACAGAUUGGUUGUGGCUGAAAUGUCUUCACGUACAAGUAGGGAUUUAGCGGAACAAUGUAUAAAAGUGUUGGAAUUAAUUUGUACUAGGGAAUCUGGCUCAGUGUUCGAUUCUGGUGGCUUAAAUUGUGUUCUUACUUUCAUUCGUGAACAUGGAUCUCAGGUACACAAAGACACUCUACAUUCAGCAAUGUCUGUUGUAUCUAGGUUGUGUGGGAAGAUGGAACCCACUCAAGAUACAGCACUAGAAGGAUGUGUAGAGUCUUUGUCCACAUUACUUAAACAUGAAGACCCAUUUGUGUCUGAUGGUGCCCUUCGAUGUUUUGCAUCCCUUGCAGAUAGAUUCACACGAAGAGGGGUUGAUCCUGCUCCUCUAGCUCAACAUGGAUUAGUUGAUGAGCUUUUAAAUCGUCUGCAGGCUGCUGGUGAAGCUGUUCAUGGAACAUCAGCUGUUGGCCCUAGCACAUCUGCUGGAGCAACUGCUCUUGUACCUGUUGAUUCUAAAUCCAGUGCAAGUGUUUCCACUGUCAUUAGUUUAUUGUCAACACUAUGUCGAGGGAGUCCUUGUAUUACCCAUGAUUUGUUAAGGUCUCAUCUUUUAGAGGCAAUUGAAAGUGGUCUUAAAGGCGAUGAAAGAUGUUGCUUGGAUACGAUGCGUCUGGUUGAUCUCCUCUUAGUAUUGUUAUUUGAAGGACGGAAAGCACUUCCUAAAGCUGCAGCUGCUGCUUCAUCAUCUGGCAUUGGUAGCAUAUCAAGCAGUCGCCUACUCCCUGGAUUAAGACGUGUUGAUAGCUCAGGGACUGGAGAACCACGAUCACACAGACAACUCAUAGAUUGUAUCAGAAGUAAAGAUACUGAUGCUCUUAUUGAGGCUGUUGAUAAUGGUUUUGAUGUGAAUUUCAUGGAUGAUGUGGGUCAAACAUUGUUGAAUUGGGCUUCUGCUUUUGGCAGUCAAGAUAUGGUUGAAUUUCUUUGUGAACGUGGUGCUGAUGUAAACAGAGGCCUUCGAUCAUCCUCAUUGCACUAUGCAGCAUGUUUUGGUAGACCUCAAAUAGUAAAGACUUUACUAAGAUAUGGUGCUAAUCCAGAUCUUAGAGAUGAAGAUGGAAAAACUCCAUUAGACAAAGCAAGAGAAAGAAAUGACGAAGGCCAUCGAGAAGUCAUCCAAAUAUUACAAUCACCAGGUGAAUGGAUGGUGCCAGUUCAAAGAGAAAAUUCACAAAUAGAAACAGACAGAGAAAAAGAUUUGGUUGAAGAAGACAAAACAGAAUGUACAGAACCAAAAGGUGAUCCAGAAGUUGCCCCAUUAUAUAUUAAAGGGCUCCUGCCUGUCUUUGCACAAGUAUUUCAUGGAUCCAUGUUGAUAUCAGUCAGGAAAGCCAGCUUGUCACUCAUCAGAAAAAUGGUCCAUUAUAUUAGUGGGCCACUUUUAGCUGAAAUGAGUUGCUCAGAAUUUAGCAGCCCGAAUUUUGGAUCAUCUCUUACAGAAGUCAUUGCUACAGUUCUUGACAAUGAAGAAGAUGAUAACGGCCAUCUAAUAGCAUUGCAAGUGGUGCAAGACUUGAUGAAGAAAGGGCAAGAAAUUUAUUUGGAACACUUUGCUCGCCUUGGCUUAUUUAGUCGUGUACUAACCUUGGUUGGACCAUUUGAAGAAGAGAAAGACAAGGAGAAGGAGGAGGAGGAACCAGUUAUUGAAGAUGCUAAAGAAAUUCUACCAGGCAAGCCUUAUCACUGGAAAGAUUGGAGUAUAGUUCGAGGACGUGAUUGUCUGUAUCUUUGGAGUGAUGCUGCUGCCUUAGAAUUAUCUAAUGGAAGUAAUGGGUGGUUUCGUUUCAUAUUGGAUAGUAAACUUGCUACUAUGUAUUCCAGUGGAAGUCCAGAAGGAGGUUCUGAUAGUUCUGAAAACCGAGGCGAAUUUGUUGAAAAGUUGCAAAAAGCUCGUAGUCAAAUUCGUUCAGGGACAAUGAGCCAACCAAUUGUAUCAAAGCCUGACGCUGCCAGCUUGAUUGUUGGUAAUUGGGUGUUGAUGUGCAAGAAAACUGGAGAAAUGCAAAUUCAUAACUCCGAUGGCCAACAGCAAUCCACAUUGUUAGGAGAAGAUCUGCCAGGAUUUAUUUUCGUUUCCAAUAGAGGAACCAGACAUUCUUUUACUGCUGAAACCACAUUAGGCCCAGAAUUUGCAGUUGGGUGGGGUGGCAAGAAAAGUAAAAAGUCCAGGACAAAAAUUGAUGCUUUAAGAAUGAAAGUAAGGACCUUAGCCAGGGAGCUAUAUGAGCAAUACUUUAGAGUAGCUGAAGCUUCUCCUCGUAGCAUUGUGGCUCGAAUUAAAAACAUUGUGCAUCGACUUGAAGCUUCAUAUGCUAAACAGAUCAGUCAAAUAAAAUCCCCUACAGGUGAAGUGGAAUGGGAGGAAGACAUGCAUGCUGCUCUGGAAGAAUUAACAGCAUUAUUAAAAGAUGAGCAUACAGUUUCCUCUUUCGAACUUUCAAGUAGUGGAUUAGUCCAAACCUUGCUGAACAUCUUAAAUAAUAAUGUUGAAGAUAUGCAAACUAGAGCUAGCAUGAAAAGAACAAAUGAAAGAAUAAAACUAUUCAAAAGAAUAUUUCAGAAAAGAGAAGGAGGUUUUAAUCCAGCUGUUGCUCUUGUUAAAAAGCUUGUGGCUGUUUUAGAAUCCAUUGAAAAACUCCCUGUCUACAGCUAUGAUCUUCCCGGGUCUGGUUAUGGUUUACAGAUCCUUACUCGUCGGCUUAGAUUUCGAUUAGAGCGGGCUGCUGGUGAAACUGGUUUAAUUGAUCGCUCAAACCGUACUCUAAAAAUGGAACCCCUUACAACAAUUUCUGCACUUGAAAGAUAUCUUUUGAAGAUGGUUGCCAAGCAGUGGUAUGAUUAUGAACGAUCAACCUUUACUUUUGUUAAAAAAUUGAAAGAACCAGGCACAUCAAUAACAUUUACUCAUCAGCGGGACUUUGAUGAAAAUGGUCUAAUUUAUUGGAUUGGCACUAAUGCUAAAACUGCUUAUGAAUGGGUGAAUCCAGCCCAGUAUGGAUUAGUUUGUGUAACAUCGUCUGAAGGGAGAAAUCUUCCUUAUGGAAAACUGGAGGACAUACUAAGCAGGGACUCUUCUGCUAUCAACUGCCAUACAAACGAUGAUAAGAAAGCGUCCUUUGCAAUAGAUCUUGGUGUAUGGAUUAUACCAAAUUGUUAUACUCUACGGCAUGCAAGAGGAUAUGGAAGAUCAGCUUUGAGGAAUUGGCAAUUUCAAGUUUCAAAGGAUGGUCAGAACUGGCUAACUUUGUACAAUCAUGUUGAUGAUUGCUCUUUAAAUGAACCUGGAUCUACUGCAUCUUGGCCAAUUGAAUGUCCCACUGAAGAAACUCAGGGCUGGAGAUACAUCAGACUUCAACAAACUGGUAAAAAUGCCAGUGGCCAAACACACUAUCUUUCACUCUCUGGUUUUGAAAUUUAUGGUAAAGUGACUGGUGUUUGUGAUGACAUAGGCAAAGCUGCUAGAGAAGCAGAGGCCAAUCUAAGACGUCAACGACGCUUUAUCAAGUGUCAAGUGCUUCGGCAAAUACAGCAAGGUGCUCGUGUGGUACGUGGCAUGGACUGGAAAUGGCGAGAUCAAGAUGGAAAUCCUCCUGGUGAAGGAUUUGUAACUGGAGAAUUGCACAAUGGCUGGGUAGAUGUGACAUGGGACUUUGGUGGUUCCAAUUCUUACCGAAUGGGAGCUGAAGGAAAAUUUGAUUUACAGCUAGCUCCUUCAUAUGAUCCUGAAAAGGUGAGAAUCCCAAAGUUAGACUCUGCACCACAAACUGUCAAACCAAGAACCGGUUCAACAUUCAUGGAUAAAGUAAAGGUGAGCAUUACCAAUCGGAAAAGUAACUCUACUCCUAGCCUCAGUGAAGUGUCAGAAAAUCGAGCAUCUGUUGCAAGUACAGAACAGGCUUCAUCAGCAGAAAAUCUAUCAUCGGCCUUAAAGAAUUUAUUAGAAGGUCUACGAGGUUGUCCAGAUCCUUUUUAUUCAAUGAUGCAUUUAUCUCCACAUCCAUCAUCACACGUCAUAAGGGGCAAUACCCUGGAGACUCAUCAGUCUGUAUCACCCACUCCUACUUGCAGCAACUACUUGGGGGCUGCACAACAGUUAGCUGAUAGUGUUGUGAAUUUGGCAAGCAAUGAUGCUAUUGUCAUGGUUACAGUUGAUCCUAGUGAAGAAGGUUCAGCAAAUGGCAACAAUGCACAAGAAUCUACUCCUGUUGUUCGUUGGGAGCCAUGUCCUUCAGAUUAUCUUGAAGGCGCUACAGGUGGUGGUGAUAAUGUAGUUGGGUUAGCAACAUCUAAAGUUGAAAAACGUAGGGGUACAGAAGUUGGAAUUGAUGGAAGCCACAACAUAGUUCCAAUGAGAGAGCAAAAGCGACUCUUUCGAACUGAGGCAAGGAAGUUACAUGAAACACAAAAUUCUCGUAGCUCGCCAACUAAUCCUAUGAGUGUAAGUGUUCCAAAUCUUCCCACUUCUUUGGAACCUGGUGCUAACUCUAUGGAAUCUUUUGCUGUUGUUGUAAGAAGAAAUCUUACAAAUGAAACCAGUAACAUGGCUAGUUCCACAGCCAACAAUGGUGGUUUAGUCCGACUAGCUGCUUUUGCCAACACACCUAGUAACCUACUAAGUGCUCAAAGCUUUCCUAACCUAACUAGUACGCCAUCCACUACAUCUAGCACUUUGACAACAGCUCAAACAAUGACCAACAUGACUUUAAGCCAGGCACUUACUCGCAGUUUACCGUCAACUUCAAGUGAAAGUGAUAAUGAAUUUUUGGAAAGCUGCCAAGCAAAUGCCUUGUUAGCAGAUCUUGAUGAUGAAUUGAUGCCUGAUAUAGAAAAUGAUGGUGAUGAAAAUGACGAUGAAAAUGAAGAUGAUGAUUUUGAUGAUGUUGUGAUGGAAGAAGAUGAUAUUGAAUGUAGAGGUGAAAAACGAAGAAUGUGGGAUGAUGAAUUUGUCUUGAAACGGCAAUUUUCAGCUCUUAUACCAGCCUUUGAUCCACGUCCUGGUCGUACUAAUGUAAAUCAAACACAAGAUUUUGAAAUACCUGCACCUGGUUCUGAAGAUAGCUCAAUACUUGAAUUAAGCAAUCAAGUCCCUCAGCCACGUCUUGCUCUCUUUCUAAAAGCACCAGCCACUACAGGGAUGGAUGAGAUAGAAAUUUAUAUGGGUGAAGAAAAUGCAUGCAUCUUUAAAUAUGUCCAGCAAUUGCGAGUGCAAGGUGGAAGUAAUGGACGAAGUGAAAGAUUGAAAAGAAUAUGGGAACCAACUUACAUAAUAACAUACAGAGAAUUGAAAGAAGGUGAAUCCAAAUCAGAUUUAUCAACUGAUUGCCAAUCCAGUAUAACAUCAUUGAAUGAAAAUUUCCCAAUGUCAACACGACUUCUCAGCGAAUGGGAAUCUCCGUCUAAUAAUGAUCCAACUGCAUGUACUGUGGAUCAUGUUCUUAGGUUAUUACAAUUGUGCCAUGCAAUAUUUAUUGAUGGGACAUCAAAUUGUAAUAUCACAGACCAUAUUUCUAAGGUUGACGUCCAUCCAGAAGACUUUAUUUCUAAGAAGCUCACUAAUAAAGUGGGACAACAAAUACAGGACCCACUAGUGUUAGCUAGCAAUGCAUUACCUGAUUGGUGUGAACAGCUAACAAAAUGGUGCCCCAUGCUCUUCCCAUUUGAAACCAAGCAACUGUAUUUCAGCUGCACAGCUUUUGGAACGUCAAGAGCUAUUGUAUGGUUACAAAAUAAGAGAGAUGCUGUUCUUGAAAGAAAUAGAGGGCCAACACCAAGAAGGGAUGAUACACAUGAAUACCGAAUAGGUCGACUAAAGCAUGAGAGAGUCAAGGUUCCUCGUGGAGACCAGUUACUAGAAUGGGCCCUUCAGGUUAUGCGUUUCCAUUCUCGCAGAAAAUCCAUUUUAGAAAUUGAAUUCAUUGGGGAGGAAGGCACAGGACUUGGACCUACACUUGAAUUCUAUGCUCUUAUUGCUGCAGAAUUGCAAAGGAAAUCUCUUGGGCUUUGGUUGUGUGAUGAUGAUAUUGUUGACACUACUGAACGUGAGGUUGAUAUUGGUCAUGGUGUGAAAGCUCCUGGAUAUUAUGUACAGCGUGCUGGUGGACUUUUUCCUGCACCAAUUCCACAAGACAGUUCAGAUUUAGAGAGAAUAGAAUCUCUGUUCUAUUUUCUUGGAACACUCCUUGCAAAAUGUAUUCAAGAUAAUCGACUAAUUGAUUUACCAUUGUCUAAGCCAUUUUUAAAAAUGAUGUGUUAUGGUGGAUCAGUUAGACAGACCAGUAAACACUGUUCAUACAUGCCUUCACAGCGUAAUAGUAGCCCUUGUGAGUCAUUUUGGACAAAUGAAGAUCUAAUUUCAAGUAGUGAAUAUGUUGAUAAAGAACUUAUUCUUGAUCCACCUAAAACAUAUCAAAAUACUGGGCCACCUUGGUAUGCUGGUAUCUUAAAAGAAGAAGAUUUUGCUCUUGUUGAUCCCCACCGUGCAUAUUUUCUCAGCCAACUGAAGGAAUUGAGUACCCGCAAACAAAAUAUAUUAAAGAAACCAAUAUCAAAAGGUCAGAAAAAUUUACUCAUGCAGGACCUCAGAAUUCCUCCCCCUUCUCCAGAUUCAGAAAAUGGUGUUCGCCUAGAAGAUCUUGGCUUGACGUUCCAAUUCAAUCCUUCAUCCAGAGUUUAUGGCUAUACCUCAAUUAAUCUCCGCCCUGGAGGAGAUGAACAGGAAGUCACAUUAGAUAAUGUUGAAGAAUAUGUGACCCUUGUAACUGAUUUUUGUUUCAACACAGGAAUUCAGCGACAGAUGGAAGCCUUUAAAAAUGGAUUUGAUCUGGUUUUCUCUAUGGAAAAAUUAUUAUUCAACCCUAUGGAGUUGUCAUCCUUACUUUGUGGUGACCAAGCACCAACAUGGACAAAAGAAGAUAUUCUAAAUUACACAGAGCCAAAACUAGGCUAUACAAAAGAUAGCCCUGGAUUCCAAAGAUUUAUUAAUGUCUUAUUAAUGCUGACGUCUGAUGAAAGAAAAUCAUUCCUGCAGUUCACUACCGGUUGUUCUUCUUUGCCACCAGGUGGCUUGGCUAACCUGCAUCCAAGGUUGACUGUUGUUCGUAAAGUAGAUGGAAAUGAUAAUAGUUAUCCAUCUGUGAAUACAUGUGUCCAUUAUUUGAAAUUACCAGAGUAUUCUACAGAAGAAAUAUUAAAGGAACGUUUGCUGAUAGCAACAAGAGAAAAGGGGUUCCACUUGAACUGAACAAGAACUUUAAAAGGGCCCUAUUACCAGUGUCUAAACUGUGCCAGUAAAUACUGGUUUAUUUAAAAACUGUACCAAAUAAAAGGGACAACUGUCUGGCCCGUUGCUGAGAUUUGGCAGAUUUGAUUUAGGAUUAAGCAAAUUUGGAUCUUUCAUACAGGAGAGAAUUUUUCUAGUAAGUUGUUCAAGAAAGUUAAAAAAAAAAAAAAAGGAAAGAAAAAAAUCUGUGAAAACAUUUUAUUUAUUUAUUUAUUUAUCCCAUUUUAUUUUCCAGUCUAUUUUGUGAUCAACUUUCCAAAAUUUUAAUUGAUUCCUUUAUACUCAAAUAGCAUUUUUAAAUGUAAAACAAGUUUUAAUAAAGUCGAAUUUCUCAUAAUUUCAGGUUAGUUUGGUAAUGAAUCCAGAGUUAUAUUUUCCUUUUUUUUCUUCUUUUUUUUUUUAGUAUUGGAUGCAUUAAGACAUUAAUACAAUUUUAUGGACUUUGCAAUAAGAGAAAAUAAACUUUCAUGUAUGAAUUUUAAAUUUGUUCGUGAACAGUUAAUUUCUCACAUUCUUAUUUAUUCUCAAUAAUUUAACAAAGUAACCAAAGAAAUUUGGGGUGCAACUCUGGGAAGUUUUGCUUGAUAUCGGCAUUUUUUUUAUUAUUCAAAUUUAGGAAAAUAAUUUUAAUCUUUUAUAUUUUUAAAUAAAUCUUAAAGUUAAUCUUGUUAUUGUAAGAAAUAUUUAUCAUUGUAGCAUUUAAGCAAAAUACAUCUUAAAAUUUCCACAUAAGUUAAUAUAUUUUGAGAUGAAAAGCUACUUUAGUAUCAUCAAUUCUUGAUUGCCUUCUUUGAAACACAUUAAGUUAAUUUUAGUAAGUUCAUAAAGCUAAAUUGUUUCUAAUAAAACCAUUUUCUUUAAACUUCAUUUUCUUUUUGUAAUGAAAGGUCAUGAAUUUUUCCUGUUCUAUCAAGUUAAUGUAAAAUUGCUUGCUCAAUACCAGCAUUCAAAUAUUGGUGUAGUUGUCGUCUUUAAUCUGCAUCUUUUAAAUGAUAUCUGCUUUCAAACAAGUUUAAUCUUUUAGAUCUCACCAUCAUCCCUCACUUGUUCUGUAUAAUAAAUGCUGCCUUUUUAUUCAUGCCAUGAUGCCUUUUGAAAUAUAUAUAUACAUAUACAUAUAUAUAUGUGUACAUAUAUAUAUAUAUAUUAACAACUCCAAUUUUUGUCCAUUUACUUGAUCCAAAAUUAUUUCUGCAUGAUGGAAACCUUUUUGAGAGCUGUGCUCAUGUCUCACAGUGAAGUAAUAUGAAUGUUAUUGAAGGACUUUGACCAAAGCUGCCAUAUUAGAAAGGUCCCUUGUCCCAUUUCAACCUUGAAACUAAAAGGAUUUUGUAUUUACAGUGUUGACUAUUUUCAUCUUCUUUCCUUGUGAUAUAAAUGUGAUAUAAAAUACAUUUUCUGUUUAACCCUUCAGCAUUCGUAUUUCUCUGCCGAAUGUAAUGCUUAUUUGUUCGUUGUUUUGAGUUAAUCAUGCAUUAAUCUUGUAUCUUCAAGAUUUCAUGAUGUGAUUGGUUAUUUUUAGAAUUACAUUGUAGGGUCAGUGUGACAGGUCAGAUCUGACCAGUUUGAGCAUAAAAAAGAUAGAAUAGUUGGGCCAGAAAUGGCUGGUUUCAAUGCUAAAGGGUUAAAACAAAUUUUUCCUUCAGACAAGUAAGAUGAAACGCUUGAAAUUUAUAAAUAAACUAGUCUAAUUUCUUUAGAGAAUUUACAUAUUAUAAGUACAGUAAAAACCAAAAAACUGGGUGGAACGUUUUCUUUUCUUCUUUUUUUUUAAACUUUCCAGGUUUAGAAAAAUUUGAGGCUUUAUUAUAUUAUCUUAUAUCCAGGUUUUUCUCUUAAUAUACAUUUAUGGAAGGGAACAAACACCUACAGCCUAAAAUUAGUAAAAUGUGCCAAGUUUUUCUUUUUUAUUCAAAUUGAAUGGCAAAGAAUGGAUAAUCUACAUGCCGUUAUCAGUAAAUGCCUGUUUUAUAAAUUAUCAUAGAAUAAAGUAAUGAAUAAUUUGUCUGUAACCUCUUGCAACCUCUUGACUUUUAAUUUUUCAAUUCUGUUUAGUCAUCUGUGUGUAUAUCUCUAUUUCAACAGAUUGGUUAGUAUAAUGGUGAUAGAUGUCUUUGUAAGUCAAUUAAAUCAUAAGAUUACUAUGAACUGUUUGCUUUUUAUUAAAUUAAAAUCUUUAUUGGUUACUUGAUACAUAUAUUGGUUUCAAAUUUUGGCACAAGGCCAGCAAUUUUGGGGUAGGGGUAAGUUGGUUAUAUUGACACCCCACCUCCACCCCUGAAAGGAUGAAAAAAUGGCAAAAUCAACCCCUGUGACAUUUUGAACUCAGAAUGUGAAGUCGGUAGAAAUGCUGCUAAGCAUUUUGCAAUGAUUUUGCCAGCUUGUCACCUUACUUGAUACAUAUAUUAAACGGCAUCUUGUAAGUCUUUUUACACUGUAUAACCUAUAAUGCUUUUUUAAUCAUAGCAAUAAUGGCCUAAUACUUCAAAUAUAAACUGUUAUUGAAAAUAUAUAUUUAAAAAAAAAAAUUUAUCAGAAGUUUUCAGUUUUAGUAUGCUUUUCCAAUAUUAUCUUAAAAACCAUUUGACUUUUAUAAUCUUUAUAAUGGAUAUAUUUAUAGUUUGUCAUUGAACAGUGGCCAAGCUGGAUUACCAGCUUCAGAGAUAUAGUUAAUUACAUCAGCCAAUGUACUUGAUUUGUAUUUAAUCAACUUAGGAAAGAUGAAAGUCAGUUGACCUGGAUGGGGUCAAGGAAUGCAACCAAAUAACAAGCUAUUUUAUUCACUCUACCCAUUCUUCCAGACUCUGCCAUCUAAUAUAUAUUCACACACAUGAAUACUAUAUCUAGAGAUAUUAACUACUUUAAAUUUGGGCAGGAUAUAGAGAUGAAGAAAGAAAAGUUGCUUAUUAAAUUUUUUUGUACCUAAAUUUAGGUGUGCCAUUGAAUGUCUACAGUGUGAAAUAUUGUGCCUGUAUGCAUGUGUGAAUGUUUGCAAAAACACUUACUCUUGUUUUUAUGAUUAAAUGGAUUAUGAACUUAGAUAAUACAUUGCCUCUUUAAAAAUUUUGUGAAUUAAAAAAAAAAAUUUUUUUUUAUAUAAUUGUGAGUGAAUUUCUUAGAGGGAUUAGAGUAAGUAAACUGUUGCUCUUUUUUGCAGUAUGACUGUUAUCCCUUCUGUGCUUUGGUCAAAGAAUAGUAAAGUUCCUUCAGUUCAUUUUGUAAUUCAUAUGUAAUCCUUUUCAACUUUGUAGCACAGCGAUAAACAUGAUGGAAUGACACUGUUGUCUUUGCGGUACUAAACCUAUUGUGAUAGGAUAAAUAAUAAUUUUGCUGAGGAUUUUGGCAGCGUUAGUUUUAUUUUACUGUGAUUUAUUUGCAAAAAUGUUCUGUUCAGUUGCAUGCACCAAAUGGUGAGUGCUUGCUAAUAUAAAGACUUGGAAAAAAAAAUUAAAGAUUUUCAAGAAAUAUUUUAAAAAAUGUACAAAAAAAUAAAGAAAUAAAAUAUAUGAUUUUAAGA